Molecule: messenger RNA, 3508 nt
Organism: Vespa crabro (European hornet)
Lineage: Eukaryota; Metazoa; Arthropoda; Insecta; Hymenoptera; Vespidae
Product: mediator of RNA polymerase II transcription subunit 15-like
Exons: 7
Coding region: 29-2173 (714 amino acids)
Source: RefSeq, a predicted model, not a curated record
CGAUUGUAAAUAAGUUAAGAUAAUAACAAUGGGAAAGACAAGGGGCGUACAUGAAACCACACCGGAAUUAAGAAAUCGUAUGGUUGGAAUGUACGAGGCUGGCUUGGGACUUCGUGAAAUUGCAGCUGCAGUUAAUUGUUCGCAACGUACAGUCAAAAGAUGGCUCAAUCGAUUCGAUAAAGAAGGUAAUGUGGAAACCAGAGAACGUUGUGGUCGUAAAAGAGCUACAACAGCUGAACAAGAUGAAGCGAUAAUCAGGCUUGCUACACAAACACCUUUAACUGCUGCGAAAGCUGUGCUUCCAGCUUUAGGACUUACCUGUUCUGUUGAUACUGUACGAGAGAGAUUACAUAAAGCAGGAAUUCAUAGUUGGACUCCAUCUAGAAAAUAUAUGCAAAGGAUUCCACUUGGUAACGAUACAGAUGGUGCAGCUAUUCAACAAGCCGUAUGGAGACCUACUGGUACUCAAUUAGGGAAAAAGAAAUCAAAUAAAGAUACCAACAAGAAUGAUAAAAGUAUUCCAAAAAAGAAAAAUCCUCCACGCAAAGUAAGAGCCAGAGAUAUAUAUGUUGGCGAUGGCGCACCCGUAGAUAAUUUAAAACAAUCUAACGAACAACAAGAGUUUGGAUUUGCCCAACAAAAUAUUCCCCAAGAACAGACUAAUGAAAUACAAAAUGCUACACAAACUUUACCCGACAAUCAAACAGAAUUCAAUAAUGGAUUAACUAUGAAUCAACAGCCACAACCAAUGUAUCAACAUCCUAGUAUGAAUAUCGCACAAAAUAAUUGGCCUCUUGAUCUUGUACAAGGCAGUCAUCAUUAUCCACAAGGUCAACCAACUGCAGUAACUCAUAAGCCAAUGGCACCUCAACAUCAACUUCAAGAGCUUCAUAGUCAAGGAGAGCAACAUCAUAUGCAACAAGUGCAACAACAACAACAACAACAACAACAAAUACAGCAACAAACUCAGCAAAGAUUGCAGGAAGAAACGAAUAUUCAUCAUUCUAAAUUUGACUCUCAGCAAGCACAAAUUCAAGUCGAUCAUCAGGUCCAACAACAGCAAGAACAAAGCCUACAAUCAAAAUUGUCUAAUCCUGUGAAUAGUAGCACAAAUAUUGCUUCAGAUAGUUCAAAUUCGUGUAGUUCUCUUGAAAGUAAUCAACUGUCAAAUACAGAUAGUGUGCAAGUUGAAGAUACACCAAAGGCAGAAAGUGAACAUUCAGAAAGGCAAAAGAAAAAAAAGAAAGGUGGUAAAGCAAAGGGAACACUAGAAACUAGUGUAGAAAUUAGAAAUCGUAUGAUUGGGAUGUCAGAAGCAGGAUUGUCUACAUUAUCCAUUGCAUUAGCAAUUGAUAGAUCAGAACGUACUGUUAAAAGAUGGUUAGAACGUUGGCAUAAAGAAGGAAAUGUACAAACGAAAGAAAGAAAGGGUCGUCGUCGAAUUACCACUAAGGAACAAGACGAAGCUAUUGUCGCAAUGGCUACUCAACAUCCAUUAACCGCAGCAAAAUAUGUGGCUCCUGCUUUAGGAUUGAAAUGUAGCGUGGAUACGAUUAGGGAGCGCCUUCAUAAAGCAGGAAUACAUAGUUGGAAACUUGGAAAGAAACAAGGAGAAGGUAAUGCAGUUCAUACGGUUCAUCUUUGGCAACCUAGUGGUAAUCGUCUUAAUAAACCAAAAACUUGUGGAGAUAAGAAAAAGAAAUCAAGUGAUAAUAAAAAGAGAGAUCAUUCAACAAAUAAUAUACAAAAACGAAUAUCUAGAAAAAAGAAAAUUGAUUCUUCUCCUUUAAAAGUUGUACCACCACCAGCAAAUAUGGUUCCUGAACAAGCUCCUAUGCCUUUCCAUAAUCCGGCAACAAUGCCAAAUUAUGUUGGAAAUAGUAACAUAUUGCAGCCUGUUCAUAAUAUCUCUGCACCUCCACCAUCAAUUCCUCAACCACAACCACCACCGCCUCCAGGUCCACCUCCAGGACCACAAUCAAUGCAACCAAUGGGUCCUAUUAUGCAACAAAGACCCGAUUGUAGAUUAGCUCCUUCUAUAGUUCCACCUGUAUCUACUCAAGGUAAUUCUGGUGCAGUUUAUGCAUCAUGUUUGGUGGCAAAUAAUAAUCACACAGGUCAUAUGGAACAACCCGAUCCCUUAAAUUAUGAACCAUACAUUUGGAGCUUUUAAGAGGUAAUGCCUUUUAUUAUAAGUUUAUAAAAUCUCUCUCUCAUUUUUUUACGAUAAAAAUUUAGUUAUUUAUAUAUAUAUAUAUAUAGUGAAUCUUCUGAUUAGAUCUCACUAAUUUUAUGUUCAUAUAUGUCAUUAUUUGCUGUGAUUACUGCCUUUCAAUUAACAAAGAAGAAAGAAAAAAAAACUGAGAAACAUAAAACGCUUAAAGUAAAAGUUUAAAAUAAAUUUAUGUAACUUUGCACCUUUUGAAAAUUUACGAACUAUUUACACAUAACUGUUAAGUAUUCCAUAAAUUUUCAAUGAUAGAAAACAUCAUUAAAAUCAGAUGUUACUGUAAAUACUUUGUAGAAUGUAAAUUUGAAUCUGUCAUUACAAAAAAAAAAAAAAAAAAAAAAUGGCAUGCGUGAGUAGAUAUAAUAUAAUACACCAAAUGCAUUACAAAAUCUUUUAAAUAUUUCUCCUAAUAACGAGUUGUCGUAAUUAGUUAUAUUAAAUGAUGUAUAAAUCAUUUUUUAUUAUGUAUAUAUAAAUAUAUAUAUUUAAAUGACGUAAGAGGAAUAUUUAUUUUAGGAACUUGUAUUGCAUAAUUAAGGGAAAAUAAUUUUAAAACUAGUUGUUCCUCCGAGAUAUUGAUCAUAAUUGUGGUAUAGUAAAAUAAUACAUACAUUAAUUUUUUUACAUCUUAACUAUAAAUAAUAAAGCAAUAUGAUAUUUUAAAAAUGUUACAGAUGGGUAGAAAUUUGUAUCAAAAAUAGAGUACAAUCUGGUAUAUUCCAGUAAUGUGUAAAAAUUUGAGAGUUAAAAAGUAUUAGAGAAAAAGCAUUAAAAUUUUAAUACUGUGUGUGUGUAUGGGAGGGGGGUGUUCAAUUUUAUUGAAACACAAAUUAAAUUAUUUUAUAUCGAUUAUAGGAACAUUCUACUAUCAUUUUUAUUUCUUAAUAAAUAUAAAUUAUGUAUUUAUCAUAAAUAAAACAGUAUUCUUAAAGAACGUCCAUAUAUAAUACUGAUAAUACAUAUACAAGUUAAUAUAUAUAAUUGUGUAAAAAAAAAAAAGAAAAAAAUAAGUAUUUGCAUGUUCAUAUUACAUUAUAUCAAAUCCAGUGUUACUUAACAUUUGAUUAAGAUCUUUCAAAAAAAAAAAAAAAUGUGCAAUUGUAUACUAUUAUAUAAGUAUGCAAGAAUGAUAAUGUGUGCUCAAAUAUCGCAUACAAUCUGACAAAUAAAUAUAUCAUAUUGUAUUUUGUUACAAGCAUAGUAGUUUUGAGAAUGCAUACAAAAAUUGCAUAAUUUAUCAUUAUUAUAAAAUUAAUAAAAAAAAGUCUGUAUAUCUCA